AUGUCGAGUAGUUUUAUCGGUAGUAAAAUCGCGAUUAUUACCAAAUCUCAAUGUCGAUAUGUGGGAACAAUUAUUGGCAUCGAUGCUCAAGCAUCAUCAAUACUUCUUGGAAAUGUUCAAUGUUUUGGUACAGAAAAUCGUGGAGGAAAUUUUUCUAAUAAUCAAAUGGCUGGUACAAUUGUACCUAUAAUGCAAUUUGCUAAUAGUGAUAUUGAAGAUUUAAAAAUUGUUGAGGAUGAAAAAAUGAUUGAAAAUCAAUCACAACAACAACAACAUUCAUCAUAUUCUAUGCCUAUUUUAUCAUCACCACCAGUACGAGCACCACCACCACUUCAAAAACAACCAUCAAUACAUGAUGAUCCAGCUAUUGUAUCAGCAGUUAUUAGUACAUCGAAUAAGGAUUUAUCAAUGUCAAAUCGAUUAAUGCAGAGUCUUCAUCAGUUAAAUUUAUCUGAUGAACAAUCAAAAACUGAAGAAUCUCGUCGUCGUAGUGAUUCUGGUGAACUUGGUACAUCAUGGUCAUUGUUAUCUCCAUCAAAAUGGGAAAAUAAUAAAUCUUCUUCUCAACAACAACAACAACAACAAUCAGGCAAUAAAAGCAAAUUUUUCGAUGCUUUUUCAUUAAAUACUAAUGAUCAAUUACAAUCAAAUCGUUCUCAGCAUCAAUGGCCAUUAAAUACUCAUUCAACUCAAACAUCACGUCGUCAAAAUAGUCAUUAUAAUGAACAAGAAGAUGAUAAUAGUGGACUACCUGUUCGUCAACCAUUUUUUUCAAAUGAUCGAACUUAUUCUCAACAACCACAACAGAAUCGUUAUCAAAAUGGUAAUAUACAAAAUCAACAAAGAUAUUUUCAUAAUAAUCGUCGUAUACAUAUGAAUAAUCAACAACGACGUCCAGGUGAGGGUUAUAAUCGUGAAACAUUUCAUGAUAAUGGUAAUAUUUAUGAUGAUGAUUUUGAUUUUGAAACAAAUAAUCGUAAAUUUAAUAAAUUAAUAAGUGAAGAUGAAUUUAAAGAACAAUCAGAAUCAUCAAAUCAAUUAUUUCAUUCAAAACAAAAUUCCGAUUUAACGAGUGAUUAUGAACCAAUAUAUGAUAAAAAGAAAUCAUUUUUUGAUAAUAUUGCUCUUGAAGAUGCAUCUAAUGUAUCAGCACCUAUGUAUAAUCAUGUAAGAAAUCAAGAUACAUUUGGUAAUGAUAGAAAUCAACGUCAAAAGUAUCGUGGUAAUUAUAGACGAUCAAAUCAUAAUAAUUAUCGACAACAACAGAGAAAUGAUGAUUUUUAUUAUCGACAAAAUAAUAAUGGAUAUCAUUAUCGAAAUUGA
Molecule: messenger RNA, 1323 nt
Organism: Rotaria sordida
Lineage: Eukaryota; Metazoa; Rotifera; Eurotatoria; Philodinida; Philodinidae
Source: the annotation of a GenBank genome assembly